AUGUCCUUUUCUUGCAAAGCAGAGCAGGUCAGUGGUGAGCAACGGUCUCCAUCUCUCGCUUCCUGUCGCAACAGCAAUCUUGGAGGAGCUCCGGCAGUAGCAGCUCCUACCUUCUAUUUUCAUUCCCCUCUCUCGGCUAACAUAGCAGUAGCAGUUGAGGGCAGCGUUGACUGGUAUGCAGCGAUGACGAAACGUUCCGGCAACAACCGCGAAAAUCUAAAAUUCGCGAAAUUGACGAAGGAGAAUAUCGACGAAGGAGAAGGAGACUACGACGACUCGCCGGAGGUCUGGAUGGGGCGCCGGAGGUCUGGGAGUGCUACAUUGCCAAUAUAUGAUGACAUUGAUGAAAAUAGAUUUACACUUAAGCUCAAGCAUGGUGGUAAAAUAUUAAUGAGUGAGCCAGUAACAUAUGUGGGAGGUCAUGUAGAUUAUUUUGACUACAUGGAUGUUGAUGAAUGGGGGUUUAUGGCUUUACAAGACACAGUCAUAGAGUUAGGCUACACAGUGAGUGAAUGUAAGGUAUAUACUGUUGUGGGUGAAGGUUUAAUUGAGGUCAUUUCAGAUAGUGAAGCCUGGGAUUUAAUUGAUUUUAGUGAUAAGGAAAGGGAAGUAGAAGUGUGGAUCAACAUUGGAGGGUUAAAUUAUGAAGCUGAGACUGAUGUUGAAGUGGGAGAAGAAUAUGAUUAUGAAGCUCAGGUUGAGGUUGAUGUUGGAGAAGAUCCUGAUUAUGAAGCUCAGGGUGAGGUUGAAGUAGGAGAAUAUUCUAAUUAUGAAGCUCAUGGUGAGGUUGAAGUGGAAGAAGAUCCUGACUAUGAAGAUGAUGGUGAAGAAGAAUUGCGUAGUCUAGGUGAGGAUGAUAUUCAUUUUGAAAAAGCAGUAGAUCCCAAUGUAGAAUACCAUGGGUUAGGACCAACCACUACUGUGCCAGAUGUGAAAUCUGAAAAUGAUAAAAUGAAUAUCCAAGUGAACUUUUCUGAUGAUGAGACACCUCAUGGAAGUGAUGAGGAAGUAGAGGAUGACAUUUGGCCAAAGUUUAGAAGUUGUGACAUGGAGAACCCCACUUUCACUAUUGGAAUGACAUUUGCAGAAAAAAAAGAUUUUAAGGAUGCCAUAGUGAGUUAUGCAUUCAAAGAAGGGAAAGAUAUAAAGUUUGAAAAGAAUGACAAGGUAAGAUGUAUUGUGAAGUGCAAGAAAAUUGGUUGUCCAUGGUCAAUAACUCUGAGAUGGAUUAAGGAUGUGAACUGCUGGAGGGUUACUUCAUUCAAUGACACUCAUGAUGGCUGCUCUUGGGUGUGGGAGAAUUCAUCUGUAAGGUCAAGCAGACUAGCUAAGAGGUGGAAAAAAGACAUAGGCAGUAAUUCAACAUGGAGAGUCAGUGAGUUCAGGGAGAGAGUGGCUACUGAUGACCACUUCCAUAUCACCUCUAAGGUUGCUUAUAAGGCAAUGACAAUGGCUAGAGCUGAUAUUAAUGGUGAGCUUGAACAGUAUUUCAAAAAGUUUUGGAAUUAUUACUUGGAGAUUGAAAGAUCAAAUCCAAGAUCUCGUUCAAUUGUGAAGAUGAGUGAGACUGUAGAAGCAGGAGGAAAAUCUAGAUUUCUAAGAUGGUAUAUAUGUUGGGAGGCUUGUAUGAAGGGUUUCCUACAUUGCAGAAAGAUUAUAGGGGUUGAUGGUUGUCAUUUGAGAUCAAAGUAUGGUGGUUAUUUGUUGACUGCAACUGCCAUGGAUCCCAAUGAUGGGAUCUUCCCACUUGCCUAUGCAAUAGUUGAGGGUGAAAACAAGCAAUCAUGGACUUGGUUCUUAGCACUACUGAAGUUUGAUUUGGGAAUUAAUGAGGCCCAUGAACAUGAAUACACCUUCAUUUCAGACAAGCAGAAGGGGCUGCUGCCUGCUUUUAGCUCAGAACUAGAAAAUGUGGUGCAUAGGUUCUGUGUUAGACACUUAUAUGCUAACAUGAAGGUUGCUGGUUUUCAUGGUAAUGCACUGAAGAAUGCACUAUGGUCAGCAGCAAGAGCCACCACAGUAAACUCUUUUAAAGAGUCAAUGAGGAAGAUCAAAGACCUUGAUAUUGAUGCUUUUGCUUGGUUGGGAGACAAACAUCCAUCUGAAUGGUCCAGGUCACAUUUUACUGGUUCUGCACUAUGUGAUAUGUUAGUAAACAAUGUCAGUGAGUGCUUCAAUGCAAUGAUAGUUAAGGCUAGGGAAAUGCCAUUGAUAAGCUGCCUUGAGAUGCUUAGGAUUAUUCUGAUGACAAGAUUUUUUAAAAAUAAAGAAGAGGCAUCUGGGUGGACUUCAGUGAUUUGUCCUAACAUUGUUAAAAAGAUUGCAGAAGAAGAGAAAUAUGCAGGAGGAUAUAUACCCAUACAGUGUGGGUUAAAUCUAUUUGAAGUCAAAAGACUGCAUACAGGGGAGCAACACAAAGUAGAUUUGGCCAGAAGAACAUGCUCAUGCAGAAAAUGGGAAUUGACUGGACUCCCUUGCAGACAUGGCAUUUGUGCAAUCUGGAUGAAGAGACACAAUGUCCUAGACUAUGUACAUAACUGCUACAGUGUUGAAACAUACUUGAAGGUGUAUGAAUUAGGCAUUAAUCCAAUGGCUGGACCAAAAGAGUGGCCUCAUUCUCAUUUAGAACCACCCUUGCCACCUGAAUACAAAUCAAAACCUGGGAGGCCAAGGAAACUGAGGUUGAGAGGAGCUGAUGAAGACAAGGGAAAAAAGAAAAUCACAAAUGAUGGCAGGCCAUAA
This is a messenger RNA of Ipomoea nil (Japanese morning glory), 2742 nucleotides long. RefSeq lists its product as uncharacterized. The coding region runs from base 1 to 2742 and encodes 913 amino acids. Gene Ontology annotation, molecular function: zinc ion binding. NCBI's taxonomy places the organism in Eukaryota, Viridiplantae, Streptophyta, Magnoliopsida, Solanales, Convolvulaceae. The record is from RefSeq and is a predicted model, not a curated record. The transcript is spliced from 4 exons.